Bufo bufo (common toad) is the source of this 1275-nucleotide messenger RNA. RefSeq names its product thioredoxin domain containing 12 (gene TXNDC12). Gene Ontology annotation, cellular component: endoplasmic reticulum. The record is from RefSeq and is a predicted model, not a curated record. The transcript is spliced from 7 exons. NCBI's taxonomy places the organism in Eukaryota, Metazoa, Chordata, Amphibia, Anura, Bufonidae. Bases 67 to 585 code for a protein of 172 amino acids.
CCGGCUCACAUCACUUCCCCCGGACGCUCCUCCUCCAGUGCUCGGUCUAAGCUGCUCUCCGCUAACAUGCUGCUUUGUAACAGCCGGUGUUCGGUGCUGUGUGUCGGCGUCCUCCUGCUGGCUGUAGGGGCAGCGCUGGUGUCUGCUGCUGGGGCGCUGGGCAGAGGCUUUGGAGACCACAUCCACUGGAGAACUCUGGAAGACGGGAAGCAGGAAGCAGCCAGCAGCGGUUUACCAAUCAUGCUUGUGAUCCAUAAAACCUGGUGCGGCGCCUGCAAAGCUCUGAAGCCAAAGUUUGCUGAGUCCAAGGAGAUCUCUGAGCUUUCCCAUAGCUUCGUCAUGGUAAACGUGGAGGAUGAGGAAGAGCCAAAGGAUGAAGCCUUCAGCCCCGACGGUGCAUACAUCCCUAGAAUUCUCUUCCUGGAUCCCAGUGGACACGUCCGUCCUGAGAUCAUAAACUCCAAAGGAAACCCGAGUUACAAGUAUUUCUACAACGCGGCUGAACAGGUGGUCGAAGCCAUGAAGGAAGCUCAGGAGAAACUUACUGGAAGUUUUUUCAAGAACCAGAUUGAAGAUGAGUUAUAACCUCCAGAUUCCCCAUCCAAAACUCUUCCAUCCUGAGCUUGCACCCACCCCAGGGGAUAAAGCGGCGUCGCUCUUGGGUCUGGAAUUCGAACCCUCUGGCGCCCCCUUUCUGUGCAGUUCACCAAAAGAGGGUUUUUCACGCAUUGUUCAGUAGACAACCGCACAGAUCACCCCCAUAACUUCACUAGGAGCUCAGUAUUUGCAGUGCAUCGUCAGAAACUGUGAUCUUGGGUACAGAUUUAUAAGCAUCCUGUUACUUCUCCCACAUUCAGAUACUAAUUACUACAUUUUACAGAUUAUUUUUUUGCUUUUAACUUUUAACCAGUUCAGUGCCUGGUUGAAUGCUGCUUUCGGCUAUUUUCUUGGCCUUUUGCUUUCGAGAGGUUUUGCUACAAGUCAAUGAUGUAUAAAUUGGUGACUGACUGAGGUGGUAGGGUUUUACCUGCUGAUUACUUCUUUCCAUAACCCCAGUGGUUCUACUACAGCUGCAGAGGACUUCACCUAUGGUGACCUGGGUUUGGUUCGGUAAAACAGUGGAGUUAUCCGUAUGUGGCUUCUGUAUUAUGGCCGUGUGAGAGGGGCUUUAUCCAUAUUGCGACAGUAGCAGCAAGGAACUGCAUUGUAAGGCAUUGCGUUUCUAUCCUAUGAUCCAGUCCUGAUUGUGGUUCUAAGACUCGCACACGGAGAAGU